Molecule: messenger RNA, 516 nt
Organism: Gracilinanus agilis (Agile Gracile Mouse Opossum)
Lineage: Eukaryota; Metazoa; Chordata; Mammalia; Didelphimorphia; Didelphidae
Product: lithostathine-2-like
Exons: 5
Coding region: 7-516 (169 amino acids)
Biological process (GO): antimicrobial humoral immune response mediated by antimicrobial peptide; positive regulation of cell population proliferation; venom-mediated disruption of cell wall in another organism
Molecular function (GO): peptidoglycan binding; signaling receptor activity; oligosaccharide binding
Source: RefSeq, a predicted model, not a curated record
AAGGAGAUGCUGCCUCCCAAGAUGGCCCCCAUCUUCUCAGGGCUUCUCUUCACCUGCCUGCUGCUCUCCGGCCUAGCACAAGGCCAGAAGGAUCUUCCUUCUGCUAGGAGCUCCUGCCCUGAUGGCUUUGCCCUCCAUGGCUCCUACUGCUAUGGCUUAUUGGGAAUAAUGAAUAAGGAGACCUGGAACAGUGCUGAGUUACAGUGCCAAGCCUACCCCUCAGGACACCUGGCAUUCCUACUCAAUCAGGCUGAGGCUGACUUUGUGGCCGCCAUGAUCAAUGAGUAUCCAGUUGACAAAUUGCCUGUCUGGAUUGGCCUGCAUGACCCCAACAAGAACCGUAGGUGGAAAUGGAGCAGCAGCUCCCUGUUUCUCUUCCAAGCCUGGGAAGAUAAAGCUCCCAGUAGCGAGAAAGCUAAAACGUGUACCGUCCUGACUAAUGAUACUGGCUAUCAGAAGUGGAGAGAUGAAUCUUGUGAUCAAAAGCACUACUUCCUCUGCAAAUUCAGGUCCUAG